AUGGCAAACGUGGAUGACGCAGUGAAUACCCCAGUUAUGGUUGAUUCAAACGAUGAUGGAACAGUCGCCCAGGAACUGGAACUAGAGAAAAUGAGGAAUACAUUGGAAAAGGCGAUUGUGGAAACGCGCAGUACGCCUCUCGAAAAACGACCGCAACUUCCCCCGCAUAGCCUUAAGCAAGCGGAAUCGGGCUGUCGUGAGAGCUCUGAACCCAAUGCUGGUGACCUAUUUGGAAGCCAGCCGGGACCUUUGCGAGACGGACUCAAUUAUAUAGUAUUAUAG
Molecule: messenger RNA, 282 nt
Organism: Parnassius apollo (apollo)
Lineage: Eukaryota; Metazoa; Arthropoda; Insecta; Lepidoptera; Papilionidae
Source: the annotation of a GenBank genome assembly